Messenger RNA from Psammomys obesus (fat sand rat), 1092 nucleotides. RefSeq names its product igE-binding protein-like. Lineage: Eukaryota; Metazoa; Chordata; Mammalia; Rodentia; Muridae. Gene Ontology annotation, biological process: viral process. The record is from RefSeq and is a predicted model, not a curated record. The transcript has a single exon. Bases 1 to 1092 code for a protein of 363 amino acids.
AUGUCAGAAACAGAGCGAAGUGAACGUCUUGGGGCCCGAAAGAAAAGACAUAAGGAUAAGCAGUUAAACCCCUCCAAGGAGGAGAAAGAUAAGGGAAAGGACACCCUGGGAGAGAAAGAUAAAGAGGAAUUUUCAGCUAAAACUAGUAAAAAGAAGCCUUUGUAUUCACUAAAGGAACUAGAGGCUUUGGGACUUUCCAGUUCCGAUUCAGAGGGACUUUCCCCUUCUGAGGAGGAGGAUCUAGAAGAGGAAGCAGCUCGCUAUGAGAGAGAGAGGUACCACCCAGACGAGCGGCCGCCUUGGAAAAAUCGAAAGCAAAUAAAAGCAGGAAGUCGGGGUGCUGUCUCUUCUCGGCCCGCUGCUUCUGCCACUCCCUCUGCUCCCCCGCCUUAUUCCCUGGGUGGAGGCUCUAAGACAUUUAUGUCCUCCCAGGCUCGAAGGCAAAUUUCUCUCAAGUACCCUGUAUGGGAAAAUGUUGAAGGAGGACACACUCAUGUAGCCGUAGAUUACCCUCAGAUCAAAGAGCUCGCAGAAUCUGUCAAUAAAUAUGGUAGAGAUGCUAAUUUUACCAUUAUGCAGCUAGAGAGACUUGCCACCGUGGCUAUGACUCCUAAUGAUUGGGAGACCACUAUUAAAGCUGCCUUACCUAACAUGGGUCAGUAUAUGGAAUGGCAGGCACUAUGGUAUGACGCCUGUCGAGCUCAAGCUCAGACUAAUGCCUUGGAAGUGGGUCCCCAGAGAGAAUGGACCUUUGAUCUCUUAACAGGACAAGGUCAAUAUGCCAACCAUCAGACCAACUAUGAAUGGGGAGCUUAUGGGCAGGUUUCAACCGCUGCUAUUAGAGCUUGGAAAGCACUUUCAAAAAAGGGGGAACCCACAGGUCAUUUAACAAAAAUAAUUCAAGGUCCUCAGGAGCCUUUUGCUGAUUUCGUGGCCCGAAUGACGGAAUCAGCAGGCAGGAUCUUUGGUGAUCCGGAACUAGUUAAGCCAAUGAUAGAACAAUUAAUCUAUGAAAAAGCUUCCCCUGAAUGUAAAGCAGCUAUCCUCCCAAGGAAAAAUAAGGGAUUAACAGACUGGAUAAAAAUCUGCUGA